Rhodotorula toruloides NP11 is the source of this 762-nucleotide messenger RNA. RefSeq lists its product as uncharacterized. NCBI's taxonomy places the organism in Eukaryota, Fungi, Basidiomycota, Microbotryomycetes, Sporidiobolales, Sporidiobolaceae. The transcript has 3 exons. The record is from RefSeq and is a predicted model, not a curated record. The coding region runs from base 1 to 762 and encodes 253 amino acids.
AUGGCAGGGCUCGUACUUCUCCUCUCGCCCGUCCUCGCCGUCCUGUCCCUCUUCUUGACCCAAACCAGCUCCUUCAACCUCCUCAUCAACGCCCUCGUCACCCAAGUCGCGCUCUGGUGCAGCGUCCAAGCAUGCAGGCUUGAGUACGACCGCAAGACGAAGGCGCGCUGGAUUGCGUACGGCAGCACCCUUCUGUGCGGCGUCGUCAUCGCGGUCCAGAUCCUCUACGGCAUCUCCGACACCCUCUGCAGCCCCAAUCAUGCGCUCGGCACCCAUUCCUGCGCCAUACUCUCCGCCUUCCUCACCGGUACCGAGCCGAAACACGCCGUCGUCGUCCUCCUCUUCUCUCCACUCUUCGCCGCCCUCGCGAUCCUUUCGGCAUUCUCGACUGCGACCACACUCACCGCCCUUGCGCUCUACCGCCUCAGCCUAUUCCUUCGCGUAAUGAGCUGUAUACCAGCAGAGAUCUGCUGCUGCUGCAGAGGCAGGAGGUGGAUGCGGAGGACCAGGGCGCGCUGGUACGGCGUUGUCGACGAGCUGGACAACAUGGAAACAGGCGGACUGGCUGUAGAGCGAGGGAAUGUGACGCUGCAGAGGCUUCAUGAAGACUGCAGGUCCAUCACCAGUGACUCGUUCGACCUCGUCCGCGACACUGACGCCCUUCUAUAUCAGUCAGAACAUCUCAGCCGUCUUCGUCGACCGCCCCCACCCCCGCCAUACUCCUGCCUUCCUUCUCCCACUCUCCAUCUCUCCAAACAAUGA